Messenger RNA from Telopea speciosissima, 2511 nucleotides. Its product is annotated as probable inactive receptor kinase At4g23740. NCBI's taxonomy places the organism in Eukaryota, Viridiplantae, Streptophyta, Magnoliopsida, Proteales, Proteaceae. The record is from RefSeq and is a predicted model, not a curated record. The transcript has 3 exons. Gene Ontology annotation, molecular function: protein kinase activity; protein binding; ATP binding. Gene Ontology annotation, biological process: protein phosphorylation. Bases 456 to 2342 code for a protein of 628 amino acids.
UUCUGUGUUUGAGAACUUGCGGAGAACCGGAACUGUUGGUCAUUUCGAGCUAGUCUGAAGAACAGAGGCUCCCCGUGGAGGAGAUCCGGAGAACAAGCUAAACAGUUUCAGUUUCCAUCGUUCGGUUCUGUAGGAAGUUCCUUUUCAAAUGAUAGAUUUUGAUAGCUAGAGGGGGGAAAAGAAAGUAACCGCAAGGAGCAAAAAGAAGUUCCACUCUUCUGCGAAACUCAACUAAAGCAGUGUCUUUUUGACCGACGGCCGAGUUAAAGUCUGUGGAUACCAUCAUUUUAAUGGAGAAUUUUCUGAAAUGGCUCUACUUUUAAUGACAAAAGUGUAAAGGUCGAUUGUUUCUACAUUCUCUUCUUCUUCGUCCGAGAUCACAUACUUUUGCCGGGAAGCGCGCUUGAUUCUUGGCCGAGUUUCGAAGAAGCAGUUCGUUCUUUGACGGCGAGGGAAUGGACACUGUGUUCAUUUUCUCUGUGAUGUUCUUGUUUGGGUUGCUUCUCUCUCAUGCGACUGCCGGUCUGGUGGAUGAUAAACGAGCUUUGCUCGAUUUCAUCAACAACACACCGCACUCUCGCAGUCUCAACUGGAAUGUGAACUUACCUGUUUGCAGCAGCUGGAUCGGAGUGACCUGCAGUCCUGAUAACUCUCGAGUUAUAGCCCUUCGAUUGCCCGGAGUUGGAUUUCAAGGUCGGAUUCCGCCUAACACUCUCAGUCGCCUUACGGCGCUUCAAAUCUUAAGCCUCAGAUCCAACGCGUUAUCUGGCCCCUUCACUCCUGAUUUCUCCAACCUCACAAACCUAUCAUUCCUCUAUCUUCAGUUCAACCACUUCUCAGGCCCUUUGCCCUCAGAUUUCUCUGCUUGGAAAAAUCUUACUAUCCUUAACCUCUCCUACAACGCUUUCAACGGCAGUAUCCCUUCUUCCAUUUCGAAUUUGACUCAACUUACUGCUCUAAAUCUCGGUAAUAACUCGUUUUCUGGUGAAAUCCCUGCUCUCAACCUCCCCAGUCUGCAACAAUUAGACCUAGCGAACAAUAGUCUGACUGGAAGAGUCCCAACGUCUCUUCAGAGAUUUCCCAAUUCGGCAUUCCUUGGUAACAAUAUCUCUUUCACAAAUCCUCCCCUUCUCCCUGUUGGUCCACCUCCUUCUCAACCGUCUCCAAGUAGUGCUAAGCUCAGCCAAUCAGCGUUACUUGGUAUUAUAGUAGGCGGAUGCGUUCUGGGGUUUUUGAUUUUUGCUUUUAUACUGAUUGCUUGCUGCUCGCAAAGGAAAGGCGAGAAUAGUUUUGCUGGGAAGGCGCAGAAGGGCGAAAGGUCACCAGAAAAAGCAGUUCCAGGUAGCCAUGACGGAAAUAACAGAUUGGUUUUCUUCGAGGGUUGUAAUUAUGCAUUUGACCUGGAGGAUUUGUUGAGGGCUUCUGCCGAGGUGCUUGGGAAAGGGACGUUCGGGACAGCAUAUAAGGCGAUUCUGGAGGACGCAACCACAGUAGUCGUGAAGAGGUUGAAGGAGGUUACUGUGGGGAAGCGGGACUUCGAGCAGCAGAUGGACUUGGUCGGAAGUAUUAAGCACGAGAAUGUGGUUGAGCUUAGGGCCUAUUACUAUUCCAAGGAAGAGAAGCUCAUGGUGUAUGACUACUACAGUCAGGGGAGCGUCUCUGCGAUGUUACACGGGAAAAGAGGGGAGGGCAGGACUCCAUUAGACUGGGAAACUCGAUUAAGAAUCGUAAUUGGUGCUGCAAGAGGCAUUGCUCGCAUUCAUACUGAAAAUGGCGGGAAGCUUGUCCAUGGGAACAUAAAGUCCUCUAAUAUCUUUCUAAACUCCCAAAACUAUGGUUGUGUGUCUGAUCUUGGUCUGACAACUCUGAUGAGCCCAGUGGCCCCACCUAUCUCUCGUGCUGCAGGUUACCGAGCUCCAGAAGUGAUAGACACCCGCAAAGCUACCCAGCCUUCUGAUGUCUAUAGCUUCGGUGUACUGCUCCUUGAGCUUCUCACGGGGAAAUCUCCUGUCCAUGCCACUGGUGGCGAUGAGAUUGUCCACUUAGUGCGGUGGGUCCAUUCUGUAGUCCGGGAAGAGUGGACAGCAGAAGUGUUUGAUGUGGAGCUGAUGAGAUAUCCUAACAUAGAGGAAGAAAUGGUGGAAAUGCUACAGAUAGCAAUGGCAUGUGUGGUAAGGAUGCCAGAGCAGAGACUAAAAAUGGCAGAUGUAGUUAAAAUGGUGGAGGAUAUUCGACGGAUUGACACUGGAAACCGUCCAUCUGAGGAAAUAAAUUCAGAAGCUUCAACACCCCCACCACCACAGGCAGUUGUUGGGAUGGAAUCCUCUUCCCUCCCACAGUGAGUCUAUUCUCGCUCAGGGUCUCUACUUCCCUCACCCCUCUUUCUCCAUUUCCUUUCUUAUUUCAUCCAGUUAAGUGUACCUUUUAUUUUCAAUUCUUCUAAGCCAAUUGUCUUAGGUGUUUAUUGUUUUGCUUUACAUGAUAAGAUUAUUUUUCUGAACUUGAUGCCAA